CUGCGCAAGCGCCUCAGGUGACCCUUCCCGAGAGUCGAACCUUUAUCCGCGGCCGCGGUGGGCGGGGGGAACGUUAGUUGCCGGGUCCGCCUGACGUCACAACUUUGGUCCGCAAUAAGAUAUUAAUUAACCAAAAGGACCUUUUGCCACUCUGAUUUCAUCCCUAAUUGUGGAAGUCAUGCGUUUCAGACAACGAGGAGGGAACCUGGGAUUGCUUCUGUUACUUAGCCAGAUAAUCCAAGUUGGAUUUGGUAAUAUUCCACCCAUUACGCUGAUAACAAUGGCGCUGAAUGUCUAUCUUUUCUUGUCACCAAUUAAGCCAUUAUUGGAUGUUUGCAUCAGUGUGCAUGAAACCUGGAACAGAAAAGAUUGGAAACGUCUCUUUUAUUCACCGUUUCACCAUGCCGAUGACUGGCACUUGUAUUUCAACAUGGUGUCUAUGUUGUACAAAGGGAUUAAAUUGGAGCCAAGGAUUGGCACCAGGUGGUUUGCCUACAUGUUGUCGGUGUUUUCUAUUGUGAUUGGAGUCGUUUACUUGGUCCUGGAAAAGCUCCUUGAAGAACUGAUGGAAGACCAUUCAUAUAAAAUGCAAUGUGCAGUUGGUUUCUCAGGUGUUUUAUUUGCUCUGAAAGUUGUGAACAACCAUUACAACCCUGGAAGCAUCAGUUACGUGUUGGGCUUCCCAGUGCAGGGACAGUAUGCAUGCUGGGCUGAGUUGAUAGCAAUUCAUUUGAUUGCUCCUGGGUCAUCUUUUGUUGGCCAUCUUUCUGGUAUUCUUGUUGGGUUACUAUACACCAAAGGGCCCUUGAAGAAUUUGAUGGAAGUGUGUGCUGAUGCUGUUUCAUCGAGUGCCUCUUCGAGACGACAAGUCAGAUUCAAUAACCGAGGAUACUCUGGUUACUACGAUUUUAGUUACUUUGGUUACAAUGAUGCCUCAAACUACAGGACAAACUAUACAGGAGGAAUGACUGAGGAGGAACAAUUAGAAACAGCAAUUCGGGCAAGUCUAAACGACUGUGGAGCCCCUGGCCAUGGCAGAAGACCAUACCCCUUUGGGAACCAAGGGCAACUCAGUGAAGAGGAAAUGAGGCAGAAAAGAAUUUAUCGAUUUGCAAGAUGAUUAUUGGCUCCAUCUUUCCACCUGUCACUGGUAUCCCAUUAUUGGGUUGCAUAUUGUCAUUGUUUGCACAGUUCUUACACAUUUUCAUGUAAAAUCCAUUCUGCAUUUUGCAAUCAGGAUUGCAGGUAUCUGCCGCGGUUAUUCCAUGUACUUGCUUUACGUAUCAUCAUAUGACUCGUCUGAAGUUUACUUUACAAUUUCUUCAAACAUUUUGAGUUUGGUUUGACACUGGUAGAAUGUUGACCAGGAAGUGCAAAGUUGAAAUCAAAUCUUAUCUACAGUGAAGCAUGAGUCACAUCAUAGUGGUUGUCUCUGGGAGAAGCAGCUGAACACUUUGCGCCAUGACUGGGUUCAGCAUUUAAAACUAGUUGCUAGGCUAACUGGUGGAGGUGAGCAUCCUAGCUGCACUGAAACCAUUGGAUGAGUGAACUGAAAUGAACCAAAUGGUCUUCCUCAUCCAGAAUUAUUUUGUCUCUGACGUCACUUGUAUUUGAAGGAAUCAUUGUAUUAUUUCCAACACGCCAGGCUAGAUGGGAAGGCACAGGCCAAGGCAUUGAGAGACAUUGAUUAGUGUACUGAUUCUCUGAUGCAUAACAGUUCACUGACAACACAGGUUCUCCAUGAAAUUUCCGAUGUGCUGUCCCAACCUGGAGAGUAAAGAAAGGCUUGUUUUUUUAAUGGCAGUUUUACAAUUUCUGUCAGAAAUGUCUCGACUUUCACAUGAAGAGUAUUAUAUAAGUGCUGUGGUUAUUUUGCUCAACUACUUUUUUAAGUUGGUAAGAAAAGGAAUUUAAAAAGCCAAUAAAGGCUUCAAUAUGGUAAAAUAAAUAAUUAAUUCUUAUAUGAAAUGAUUUUGUUUGUCUUUAUUUGGAAUUGAGUGUUGCUGCCACACUGUCUGCUCUCGAGUGGCAGGCUUCACUUCCUCCAAUAGCAGUGAUUCUAUUUUCUUGGUUAAUCUAGAAUGAGGCACAGGUGGAGACCCACACCCUUUACAAAAGUAAAUUUGACAAAUCCCAAAAUUAAAUACCAAAAGGUUCAGCUAAGAGUACAGUGGAAUGUUUUAUUUGUGAACAUUCUGUCUAUGGUAGUUAGUCCACUUUAAAGUCAGCCAUCUAACAUGGCAAUUGUGGCAUUUAGCAUGAAUUACAACAAAAGUCCUUUUCUUUGCCUUUACUGCAUCAAUGAUGAGGGAGACUGCAGUGUGUAAAAUCACAAUCACGAUAGUGGGUGAUGCAGUGGUUGUGAGGAACAUUGUAGUGUUGCUUGAAAACUAAUCAAGAAUAAUUUGCCUGUUAAAUCUGUUUAAUGUAUGGGUGGUUAAGGUGUGGGUGACUGACAAUUACUGGUAACUGAGCACAUGAAAAGUGAAUCUAUUUAGUUACAUUGUUUGUACGAAAGGAUUUCAUCUUAUUCAACCACUGUUUUGAGACUUUGUCAAUACACUCAAGUCCAAAAUCAAAAUGUAAUCACGAAUUUCGUGUUCAUCAUUCUGUAACCAGCUGAGUAAAUGGAAUGUGUGAUUUGCUGUAUUAUUUAAAGUAAUUUGGCAUUUUUUGAAUAUAUUCGUCACUUGUAUGAUUGUUUCGCUCCAUAGAUUAUGUACAAACACUACAAAUUAUUUUAUUUUCUUUAUUGCUACUCUCCAUUCAUGUCAGAAUUGGGUUUGAAAAUAUGAAUCAUGCGUUUUUAGAUCUGGUUACAAUCACUAGAAACCAAUUGAUUUUAAUUUUUCAAAGAGCCUUUUAUGUGGGCAGGAAAAGUUCUCUAAUUAUCUUUUCAGUGUUACAUGAUGUGUGCCUUAUGAAUCCUAGCUUUUUGAUUAUUACACUUGCAUUCAAUAAACACUGUGCACUUAUUAAUGUGACUUGCUAAUGUAGGUCAGGGAAGAGAACAGUUCAAAUGAAACUCAUCCAAACUCAAUGGAGCUGGAACACUACAGUCAGAGGGUUUCCUCCUCUGACCGCAUCUGAGCAGGAAAAUUACAGAGGCACUGCCAAGUUUCCUGAUUUAGAAAUGUCUUUCUUUUCAAUUUGUGAUAAUUGGAUCCCAGAGCCUUAAAAUGAGUUUGUAAUAUAACCAACAUUGGAUAAUUAUGUCUCUUUUUUUAUUUGGACAAAGAAAAAUAAAUAAUUAUUCA
Molecule: messenger RNA, 3257 nt
Organism: Chiloscyllium plagiosum (whitespotted bambooshark)
Lineage: Eukaryota; Metazoa; Chordata; Chondrichthyes; Orectolobiformes; Hemiscylliidae
Gene: rhbdd1
Product: rhomboid domain containing 1
Cellular component (GO): membrane
Molecular function (GO): serine-type endopeptidase activity
Source: RefSeq, a predicted model, not a curated record